UAAAUAGAUUUUAUUUAUAAAGUCAAUUUACAUAAAAUAGGAUACUCUUUUUAAAAACUGCAUAUGUACAACUUAAAUCCUAGCAAGUGCAUACAAAAAUGCCUUCAGUACAUUUUUUUAAAAAAACUUCAGUUUCAGAGAAGUGAACCUUCACACCAGGCAAUCUCAGACACUGUUGUAGGACACAAGGUAACUUUACAGUAUUUUACUAGUGUUUGGAGGAGAAAAAACACCUUUUAUCUAAACCAUGUAUGUUGCCAAAACAUUCUAGCUGGCAGUGUUCAAGAACAAGGGAAUAGGACUUGCUAAAAAUAGAGCUGUCUCCUCACCCCUUUUCCCUAAGGUUUCUUGUACAAAAAUAAGUCUUCAUACACCACUGUUCCCAUAGGCAGUUCAAGUUGCAUAUAAAAUAGAAUCUGACACUAUAAAAAAAAUUCCCUCCCCCUCCAGAAACAAGGAAGCAUCAAGUAGGCUUGUUUUUCUUGCUUUUUGCCACUCCACAGGUUGCUCAGGCAUCUUUCUCUGGAGAAAGCAGGUGAGCACCUUUUUCCAUCGGGCUGCCCUGGAGCGAGGUCAUGAGCAUCAUUGCACUUCAGCUGGGGGAGCCUCGGAGCCUGGCAAGGAACGCAGCCAGCGGGGUCCCACCAUGGCUGGUCCUUUCCUUCUGGCUGAGGUGCUGCGUACUUCCGAUGCCACUGCAGCUGGGGAUACCCGUGCUUGGUUUUGCAGCCCAUUGAUCUGAAGCUUGCAGCCUGCCGUGAGGACCAAGGAAGAGGGCACCUGGGACACCCCGAGGGGGGAAAAAAGACACUCUGCAAGCCUGUCACCUGUAAGAGCUGUUCCCAGUGAUGCCAUGCCACCGCUCCAGGUCUGCAGAAAGAACUUUGCUCUGAGCUGCAUGGCAAGCCGUUUUUCUGCCUGUUUUUCCUCGUUUCCCACCUAGCUGCGUGGCCGCAUUUGUGGGCUGCCAGCAGUUUGCUCUGGGCAGGAUUUAACAGGGGAGAAGGAAGAGGUGGGGACUACACUUCCCAAGAGGCUCCACUGUGGCCGUGCCUCCCUUCGGUGGCUUUAUCAAGAGCUGGAGGGACCAACAGCCAGCUCUCCCUGGGGACAAGCAGCCAUGGGGCCAAGGUGCGGGAUGAGGACCGCCAAGUGCCAGCUGAUGGCCACCAGCCUCUGCAUCAUGCUGCUGGGGCUGUCCAUCGCUACGCUGAGCACAGUCACCCACUACGGGCUGCGUUUCACCGUCAUCAGCGACAUCUCCCCCGAGAGCAACUCCUACCGGGUCAUCCACCAUGCAGCUUUCUACAUUGGCAUCUGCCUCAGCAUGACCCUGAUCCUCGCAGCCCUGCUGAGCUCGGCCGCCACGGUGCGGGAGUCGCAGUGCCUCACAGCGACGGGUUUUUUCUGCUUUGCUCUCGCCUUCUGCGGGCUGAUACCAGCUGCCUGCUGGAGGUACGCACGCAGCACAGAGGUGGAAGACCGCAUGAUGGACGUGUACGACCUUGUGUAUGAGGAGGUGAGGAGGAACAUCUCCAGCUUCAGGAGGCACGAGCUGACUGCCAUCCACGAAGCAUUCCUGUGCUGUGGGAAGCGCUCCCCAUUUGGGGACACAGCUGCCGUUGAGCACAAGACGUGUCCUCCCGGUCAGGCACAGGCUGCCAGACAGGACUGCCUACGAGAGAUCCAGGGCUUCCUGAAGAAGCACAUGGACCUUGUCUCCACGCUCCUGGGCAUCACCAUCUGCUUCACGGUUUACGGGAUGGUUCUGACUUCAUUCCUCUGGUUCUCCAUCCACUUCAGCAACAACCUGGACCGGAAAGGCAAAUACAUCCUGCGGGCAAGGUAGAAACUCAUCUCCUGGGCUUCCCUACCAGGUAGAGCAAGCUCUUGGUGCAGGAAGAUUCCUGAAGACCUCCCCAAAAUCCCCUGAGAUGGCACUGUGUGGGGACAGGUGGAGGGAUGGGCGUCACCACUGCUCAUGUUGCACGUUUCCCCCUCCUGCAUCACUCGCCCUUGUGCAUUCCUGAGCUGAUCGGCCCGGGUGACACUCUGUGGAAGGGCACCUUCACUGAAAAUGGAUGAGGACCAAGGCGCAACUGGGCUCGGAAAUGCAGAUCGCCUCGCCAGGUGCAGUGCAGGGUGUAGCUCCACAAGUAGGACACACACACCUUUGGAUACAUCCAGAAAGGAAAGCCCAGCCAGAAUCACGUUGCUAAACCGAACUUUUCUUGCACUGUUCUGUGUGACCCCAAAAGAUGUGACAUUUCUAGGGUGAUAGCUUUGGACCGUAGCCUGGGACUGGUUCACUAUCAGCAAAUACAUGGACACAGUGUGGCACCGCUGAAGGGAAAUGUGCUCUCCUAACUGGAACACUGCUAAUUAUUGACUUUGGGCAGGUUUUGAGUUAUCCCUGGAGUAUGUAGGUAUCCAACCACCACUAACUCUUUUUUUCCCUAUAUUAAAGUAUUGUUGGAGCUCGGGGUGGAAACUGGGGGGGGGAGUAGUGCCUGUGUUUUGAAACAACCAGCCAGAAUAAGGACACAUCCCUCUGUUACUCCCCUUUUUGAUGUGAUAUGCAUCAUUUUUAAAAUUGUUAGGAUUUGGUCAACCUCCUAGGUGCUGCGCUGAUUUCAUACCAGCACAUUCAACCACACUGCCUUAACUUUGUGUUUCUCUAGCUUCAAUGACCUACCACACUGCUGUGGAAUACAAAAAGGCUUUGAUAUUAAACAUAUACAGGGCUCGUGUUUAAAUCUGAGAGAAGCGGACUGAUCCCCAGCCAGGUCAAACAAGACAAUGUCCACUUCCUCUUUACAUCUCCUUAUCAACAAUAAGCAGAAAUCUGAAAAGCCUCAACCAGCUGAAGAUCUCAGCUUCUCAGCCUUGCUAAAAUGAUGGCUUCCCGGUGUGCUUUGCCCUCAUUGCAAGGAGACAGAGCUGCUUCUGAGCUGAAAACCAUCACUGCAAUAGAUGUAGCUGGAAAAUCUGUUGUGAACUGUGGCUAUGGAAUAUGUCUGUCUGAACAAACACCAGCUUUCAGCCCUCUCCUUCAUUGUGGCUUUUAGCCACAAAAAAAGAGUAAGUGGCAAUUGGGAUUGUCUUGAUUGAAUAAAAUGAGAUAAUCUCAAUGAGAUAAAAGAGGAAAGCCCCAUGCUGAUAUUCAGGACUGCUACACACGUGAAAACAGCAGUACAGCUUACAGAAUCUUCCGUCGCCUGGUUAGCCUUCUAGCAUGGUUGCAAAUAUCUUGCAGUGGAAGGAAAGGCGUUGAGGGAGGAGAGCUGUCGCUCCUAAUCCCGCUCCCUUGGCAUGAGAGGAGCUUCACCGCUGACUUUGGAAGCAGGAUCAAGUUCAAAGUGAUCCAGAGUAUCACCAGCUACCUCCUGACAGCCACCAACACGCCUCGGUCUAGCAGGGAUUUAGAGGUAAUAUGCUUCGCCUAGCAGCUGCACGUGCAAAUGUAGCCACUUGCUAGUAGUGGGAAGCGAUUCAGAUACAUGCAUGUGUAUAUACAAUAUGUUUUCUGAAGUGCAUCGCUCUCCAGAGAGAGACAAUCUCCAUUGUGAGCUCUGGCUCUUAUUGUCCAGGUUACUGCUGCUGUCAUUCCUCAGGCCAGCUGGCAGCUCACGUGACUCCUGCUUGCUUCAAUAAAAAGGAAAUUCUUGCAGAAGGCUGUCAUUCCUUCUAUUUUUCAGCAUGAAGCAUACAGUUGUGCUCAGUUGUAUAAUGGGCUGCUGUCAGUAAGUCUUUCAGUGCUCGGAGGAGAUAUUCCCUGUGCAGCUGGCACUUGCCUUAGUACUGAAGAUGGAGAUGACCAUGUUGUUCCUCCACAAGGAACCUGCCUGGCAGAACCACCCAUCCUCUCGUGUUUGUCACCAUCCUCAUCUGCCCCUCAGCCACCUCUGCAGUAAUGCAAGCAUGGGCAAGGAAAAAAGCCUAAGGACAUAUUGAGGCAAUAAGGAAAGAGCAAGGUAUUUCUAUAAAAGAACUUGCUAAGGUUUCCCUUGCCACCUGGCAGAAAGGUUCUUGGUUUUAUUUUGGGCUUUGCUUCUCUUUUAAAUUCCAGGUAGUCAGGCCUUGUCCACUGCUCUCUGCUGGCUGGACAGCUGAUGAAGUUCUGCUGUACAACAAAACAAAACAAAAACAAAAACAGGGGAUUGAGCAAAUAAUGCAGUUUUACCAGGAGGGGCUACCUCAUCAACUCCAAAGCCUAGUAGGAAAGAUCUCUGUUAAAACUUUACCACCGUGACCACUAACAGCCCACUCCAGGCCCAUUUUUAAUGUGAAGGGAUGAUUAUGGAUGGGAGGAGCGCAUGCAUGAUAAAGAAGCCUGAAAGGCUGCAGUAUCCCCUUCCCCAAAACUUCAUCAGGAGGAGCAGCAAGUGGCCAGCACUUGCCUGAAGGCGUGAAUGAACAUCACCGCUGCUUCCACACCUCUGUAAUGACUUCUGCCAUGGUGGCAGCAGGGAGAACAUGACAAGCACUGAGCCAUUGCACAAGGGAAGUAAGUGCCUAGAGAGCAGUCAGUUCUGCCCAAUGAGACACAGACUGCAAGUGUGCAAUUUCUUGUCCCGGGGGUAGAAGUACCCACUUGGACUUCCCUAGCAUGGGAUGAGGGAUAGGAAGGGAGACCAAGGAGCAGGAAAGCAGACACCUUCAAUUCCUUGUUUUUAGAAAUUGUGGUCAAAACUUACUGCACGGAAGUGCAGCGUUAUCAUUUUGUUCACAGCUGGAAAAAUGGCACCAUCCAGGAAUGCUUUGGUGGAAGCUGUGAGGAGGGCAGGUGUCAAAGGUUUUUUAAUAGCUGCACCAACAGCAAGAGAAAAAAAAAACACUCUCUGCCCUGCAGUCAGUGUGCUUGCACUUACAAGUCCCGAAUUUGCUGCUUGCUAUGGGCAAAAUUACAGCUCUUGCACAAUGAAAGCAAAACCCCAGGAAGCAAUUUGUAAGUGCUGCAGAGAUUUACCCGGUGCUGAGCAGAGCGAGAGAGUGGUUUUGUCAGGAUAAAGCACGGAGCUGAACAGCAGGGAUGCAAACCCUGCAACCAAAACACCUGCAGGCCCCAUGAGCCUUCCUGGGGCUGACACGAGGGGAACCUGGUUGUGGUACACACCUCAGUGCUCAGACUGCAAUAGGAGAGAAAUCCCUGGUUAUCUAGGCAUAGGUGAUGCAAAAUGAAUACAUAAAUAAACAAACAAAUAAUAAAGUUAACAGGAGAACAGAGGUGCAAAGUUAACUGUUGAAUUGUGCUUCAAUUAAUUGCCAAUUAAGCUCCAGCAAUUAGUUCUACUAUUGUCAGCUGAGCAAUGGCAGUCUGGCCUCUAUAUAUAUGAGCUGCCCUAUUGACAGCAGCAGUUUGCACCGAAAUGAAACUUUCCCUUUGUUGUACAACCCUGAUUUGUGCCCAGAGCAAGCUAUACUGCUGAGCAAAUCCUUCUGAAGCCUUAUAAUCUGCAAACCUGGGUGGACUUCUCUGCAGUUUGGGUGGUAAGGAAGCCAUCUCCUGCCAAGGCAAAACAGUGUUUCUAAGCAGCUCUAUUUCUGCUAAACUUAUUUAGCAGGAGGGCUCUGCCCAGGCUCUGCCUGUAGCCUUCCCUUAGUUUGUGUGCACCCUUCUAAGGCAAAUCCCCCCCUUGCUCUUCUUAGCAUCACUAAACGCCGCUGUCGUCUAACCCUGAAGCACACCAGCUUGCUGGCAGACACGUUCAUUUUCUUUUUAGCCGCGUUACAUCAGCAACAAGCUAUUCCAGCCUUUAUUCACCUGCUAAUGAAUUAUACAUUGAUGACACAACAGCAGUUCCUGCGCUGUGCUGCUGGGCUGGGCUCUCACUCUCCUGCAUCACGUCUCGCAGCAAAGCCCAGCUCAGCCCUCUCGGACAUGCUGGGAAAGAAGAGGAAAUGUCAGUGCUGGGUUGGGAAACCAGCUUGGGUUUGCUUUCUCUCUCUUGUUCACCACUGGUGCCUUCUGGAAACAGCUCCUCCACCUGCAUCAGAACCAGCCCUGACAGCCGGCAGCACCAGGAGCUUCCCCAGCACCUCCUCCUCUUUGUAUAACCUGACCAUUGCCACAGACACGUUGAUGUAAAUAUUUAAAGACAGCAGAGAGACAGCCUGCAUGGACUGGCACUGUUUGUUGAGUUUAUUAGAAACAGAAACUUCAGGCACAGCUACAGGUUUCUGCUUGCCUUGUCCCCUGCCCAAAACAUAACCCCCCUCCUGCUGCCGUGGGGCUUGGGCUGAAUUUGCAGAUCAGGAAUUUUCCAGUUUGCCUUCAGAUGAGCAGGCACCAGGAUAUCCCCAAAAAGAUUUCCUGGAGAUGACUCUUUAGCUGCGUGGGUGAGAUUCUUGACGUUAUUUAUUUUUUCUGCUGAAAAUAUAAGUGCUGGCUGCAUCCCUGGUGCUGUGCACCCUUGGCCUUCUGCUCCUUGGCUGGGAAAGCAGAUUAAAAAAAAUAGGAAGCAAGUCAUCUCCCUUGCUAUUUGCUUUCACCUCCAGGGCGAGCUCUGCUGUUUCCCCAAAUGAUCUCCCACUACCCAGAAACUGGAUAAUGACCUGCAGCUAAAUGUCACUAGAGGGGAACUCCCUGAGAUGACAGAGCUCCCUGUCACUGCAGACCAGGCCGCCUGCCCUUAGCACCUUGGAAAAACAGGAUUGUUGGCUGCCUAGGAAGUCAUCCUGAUGUUACUAGGACUAUUAGCCUAAGCAGUCAUCCACAUGUUAUGUGGGACUAUUAGCCUCCUGCAGGGUGAAUUUCUGUGCAGUACAAUUUCUUUGCAUGCAUCUCUACUUAAAGACUUUUGGUGAUGCUGCUUUUUUUGUUUGUUUGUUGUUGUUGUUGUUUUCCAGCAUGGCAGCUAAAUUGGAAACGUGGGCUAUUUCUUUCAUACUUGGCACAGAAAAUAAGAGGCAGUGAUUAACAGCUAACCAGGAUACCUCAUAAAAAAGCACGUAUUUUAUCUCCAUGGUAUAUAGCUAGACCUUUUUCCAUCAUCUUUGUGCUGGAGGAGGGCAGAGGGAGGACUGCCAGGUACUUAUGCCAAGAACUCAUCCACCCCACGUGCCUAGCACACUGCGUGGCUGGGGACCCCUUGGUCCCCGGAGGAUGAGGGACUCCCAUCUGCUCCCCCACAUCUGCUGGCCCUGGGCAGGUCCUCAGUGUGAUGUGUGUAGAGCCAGCAUUGAUGUUAAUUAUUUCAUGCCCUGAUAGCAGGCUUUCUAGCCAUGUGUACAAGGUGGGGAGGUGAUACCCGACCAUCUUUACCGUCACUCUUCUUGUAGCCAAAGGCCACCGCUGCUUUUUGGAAAGCACAACCGGGGUUUUUCUAACACAGAGCUGCUCAAAGAGCUGCUGGGCAUCUCCCCUGGAGAAGCUGGCUAGGAGACACAGGGACAGGACUCCUGGCAUCCUCGUGGUAAGGGCUGGGAGGCAGCUCAGCCAUGCCCUUGCUUUAAUGGGCCCUGGUGAGUCACACCGUAGGUGUCGGCUGUGCUGAAACCCACAAACUCGACACUGACUUUUAGAAACAGUGUCAAAAAGAGGGGAGAGGGAAAAAAAAAGCCCAGCAGAUGGAGGAAAAACACCGCAAGCAUCUCCAGUCUCUGCUGCUUUACUCUGCUCCAAAAUGCAAUUGUGAAAGCACAUUUAAAUGGCCACUCUUGGGGGAAGGGGCAGGGUUUUUUGGUCUUUCAGGCCUGUUUUUCUUCUUCACCUCUUUUUAGGCCCUGAUUUUAAGCUUUCCCCAGUCUUUGUAAGUUAGGUAGCUGCUUCACAGGCUUGCCUUUUGGGUAAACAAAUCUGUGUUAGCGUAGUGCCCUGCAGAAAGGUUGACCUUAACCCUCCUCCAAGAGAGGGAAAUCCCCAGCCUGAGCCGCAGCACCUGCACUCCUUACCCGUGUGUGACACAUGCACCCGUGUGCCCUUACUGUGCAAAUUAGUUUUACUUUCAUAACAGCCUCUUUAUAAAGAGCUGGUAACACUGCUGGGAAACUUGGAAAUACAUUCUGGUAAUUUAAGGUCUGUAGGGCCAGCAGUAUGGCACGAGGAAUAUGCAACAUCUGAACCGACAUACAAUCUGGGGAAACGCUCUGUUAUCUUGGUGCUGUGCCAUCUCUGUGGUUUUGUUGCUGAGCUGUUUGGGGAAAAAAAAAAAAAGGAA
This is a messenger RNA of Cygnus olor (mute swan), 8159 nucleotides long. RefSeq names its product tetraspanin 32 (gene TSPAN32). The transcript has 11 exons. The record is from RefSeq and is a predicted model, not a curated record. The coding region runs from base 1121 to 1849 and encodes 242 amino acids. Lineage: Eukaryota; Metazoa; Chordata; Aves; Anseriformes; Anatidae. Gene Ontology annotation, cellular component: membrane.